Messenger RNA from Penicillium soppii, 390 nucleotides. RefSeq lists its product as uncharacterized. Bases 1 to 390 code for a protein of 129 amino acids. NCBI's taxonomy places the organism in Eukaryota, Fungi, Ascomycota, Eurotiomycetes, Eurotiales, Aspergillaceae. The record is from RefSeq and is a predicted model, not a curated record. The transcript is spliced from 2 exons.
AUGAAUUUCGUUUUGUGGGCAAUCGUUUAUGGGAUCGUGGACGGUACCAUUGAAUGGAAACCUACUGUGGCAGAAGUUCUAGCCACAAAGACACCUAAUGGAAGAGAAUUAUGGACCCUUGAAUGGAAUGAAGCUGCGAAGGAUCUUCAAUUCUUUAGGAUGGUCACUUCUCAAGGACCCAAAUCAACAAAGGCAUUGACCUUCUCCUCAUUGCACCAUAACUUCACUAGCUUGGCCCGGCGCGACGGAUUCAAAGACCAGUUGCGUGUGCAUGAAAUUCGAGGAGGCGUUGCAAACAAGAUCGACUUUUCUAUUUGCAAGUCGACAGAACGUGUUAUUCAUUAUCCCGGCAUGCCCCCCCGAGAAAGGCCGCUGUUCAAUAUGCAAUAA